Molecule: messenger RNA, 792 nt
Organism: Dromaius novaehollandiae (emu)
Lineage: Eukaryota; Metazoa; Chordata; Aves; Casuariiformes; Dromaiidae
Gene: MLANA
Product: melan-A
Exons: 5
Coding region: 192-503 (103 amino acids)
Cellular component (GO): melanosome; endoplasmic reticulum membrane; trans-Golgi network
Source: RefSeq, a predicted model, not a curated record
AGAAGCUGCACUGAAAGGAAUUUAAACUCGUGAUAGUCAUAAGAGAACAGAUUAAAGAGGGGAAAAAAAAACCAAAUCAAGUCAAGGGGAAGAAAGCGGUAUAUGCCUUUAGCUAUCAGACAGAGUACAGGUCUGAAGGAGGUUUGAACAGGACCAAGAGCACAAAAUGCCCAGAAGAGAUCACCAGCCAGAUGGCAACUCUUUCAGAGGGAAAGGACACAGCUAUUUUGCAGCAGAAGAAGCUCUGGGUAUUGGAAUUUUCAUUUUGGUGCUGGCAAUUUUACUUAUCUUUGGCUGCUGGUACUACAAAAGACGCAGUGGCUACAAAAGUCUACAGAAGCUCUAGCAUGGGCAAAGUCCGAACUGUGGUAGGUGAGGGAACAAUACUGGACUGCAAAAUGGCUCUGCGGGAGUACAGAAACUUUAAUUCUGUGGUACCCGAUGCUCCACCAGCUUAUGACAAAAUUGAAGCAGAACAAUCGCCACCACCUUAUUCACCUUGAUAAUAAGAAAUCUUAAACUCUGUGCCUGCAAAUUAUUUUCUUCAUGCUUCCUCUUUACUUCUUGUACAUGCUAAACUUUCUUCACAGCUAAAACUGUAACAAAAAUCACAGGCUUUCAUUAGCAGUUGCUAAAACUGUAAUAAAAACCACAGGCUUUCAUUAGCAGUUGCUGAAAAUUAUUCCUGCUUAGUUUGCAGAAAUAGCUCUUGAAACAUUUUAAUAAAGCUGAAUGUGCUUUUGUUUUAAAUUUUUCAUUUCCUGUGGUCACAUUAAAACAGCAUGUCUGGUA